GGCUGCCCCUUGCCCGCCUGUUACUUACAAUGAUGAUAAUUAAUUUACUGGUGUAUUUGGGCUUCUUUGGAGUGAUUUUCUCCAAAGAGUAGCAAAUAUAUAGGUUAAUUUUCGUGAGAUUUUAUAGCUUAAAACUUGACACCCUCCAUGAGCAUGAUAAGCGAAAUUCCAGAUUUAUUGAAAGGCCGCUAUACAUACGCACUCAUCGAACUUUGUUCCGGUUCAUCCACAUGUUACGAAACUGAUUUCACUAAACCGACCGAUGGUAUGCCAAUAGCGUUGUAACUAGAUUGGUCGAUCUGUUAUUGAACCGUCAAACCGGGGACCCGCGACCGUGAAUUAAACCUUGGCAAAAAGACACUCACUUUGGGCGAGGAUACUCUGAUCUACUUUGGGCACGAUGGACAAAGUGCCUCUAAUUGAUUUUUCAGCGUACAGUCUGGAUCGUGAGAGCCCAGAUCCAGAAAGGUUUCAGAAGCUUAUUGAUGAAGUUCAUCAAGCUCUUACUACCAUUGGGUUCAUGUACUUGAAGAACGUCGGGAUCCCAAUUCAAAAGAUUAAAGAUGCCUAUUCUUCCUCCAUGACGUUCUACUCAUUACCAGGGGAAGAAAAACACAGAUAUGCUGGACCAAAGGGUAUAAACAUGCAUGGGUACCAACGAAUGGAGGAGGAAAGGUCGAAUCCUGAUGUACAUUUCAAAGAUCUGAAAGAAGUAUUCAACUAUUGCCCAGCGGCCGGAGAAAAGACGUUUCCAGAGGACGCCCUACCUGAGUUUAAAUCGUCUCUUAUCGAGCUCUUCAAUGCGAUGGUUCCCCUUAAUCUUAGAGUGAUGGAGGUCGUAGCCAGAGGGUUAAAACUCCAAGACCCGCACUUCUUCCAAGACAAAUUCAAAUUGGCGGGAACAUCAAAGAGUCAUACAACCUUGAGGAGUGCGUAUUACCCCUCUCUGGAGGGUGUAGAAAUAAAAGAGGGUCAACUCCGUUGCGGAGAGCAUACUGACUUUGGUGGCAUUACCCUCCUUAUACAAAACAAUCCCGGUCUAGAGGUGAAAACUGUUGACAACAAUUGGGUACCGGCACCACCGAUAGAGGGCACUGUGGUUGUUAACAUCGGAGAUCUAAUGCAGAGAUGGACGUCUGAUAUACUGGUCGCGAAUAAACAUCGCGUCGCUAUCCAAAGUGAUCAAAUGGAACUUGACCAUGAUCGCCAGUCCCUGGUCUUUUUUGGCUACCCGGAUAAUGACGUCAUAAUUGAAUGCACUGAUGAGUCAAGCAAGUACCCUCCAAUAGAAAGCACCGAAUAUCUCUUAUCACAGUUACAGGGACUCCACGCUAAGAAUUAUUAAUAAGAGGUGUCUUUCAUCUUAGGCAACCAGUCAUAUUAUUUUCGCCGUCAUAAAUAUUCUUAGAUUUUCCGUUUUUAAAAUGUAAUACUUUAUAUUAAAAAAGGUUAUAUAUAU
Messenger RNA from Lytechinus variegatus (green sea urchin), 1459 nucleotides. Its product is annotated as proline hydroxylase buaE-like. Gene Ontology annotation, molecular function: dioxygenase activity. The transcript has 7 exons. The coding region runs from base 401 to 1345 and encodes 314 amino acids. The record is from RefSeq and is a predicted model, not a curated record. NCBI's taxonomy places the organism in Eukaryota, Metazoa, Echinodermata, Echinoidea, Temnopleuroida, Toxopneustidae.